AUUUUCGAAGAAGCGUAGCCAUGAAACUCAGAUUGAGAUCAUUCGAUUCGAAAGAAACCCUAAAAAUCGAAGUUCAAAAUUCAUGCACACUUUCCCAACUCAGACAAAUCCUCUCUCAAACCCUCUUCAAUUCUCCGCCUCCCGCUUCAAUUCGCCUCUCUCUUAAUCGGAAAGACGAUCUCGAAUCCGACGGCGAAGACUGCCUCCAAUCGCUCGGGAUCGCCUCCGGCGAUCUUGUGUUUUUCUCCCUUGAACACCCGCCGCCGCCGCCUGAAUUGAUUUCGCACCACCAGAAUCCUCUUUCCCAGGUAAUCGAUUCUACACCGAAACCAGGCUCCACGAGCUUCAAUACCGAUAAUACCCUCGCCGAAGGCCAGGUUUCGAAUUCUGUGAAUUUGGUUUCCCGGGAAGAGGAAACCCUAGAUGGCGGCGGUGGUGGUUCGGUUAUGGAUGAAAUGGAAGUUGACGACGAAAACCUAGAGGGUGGUUAUGUUGCCCGUGAGUCGUUUUCUGUACCUGGAUUUUUGAGGAAAGUGUUCAUGGAGGAGCUGAACGAAGAUAGUGGGCGUCAUCACAAGCUGAUCAUAACUGCAAUCCACGCGGUUAUGCUGGAUUCCGGUUUUGUCGGUUUCGAUAAGAAAACGAACACCGUAAUUAGUGGCUCCCAUUUGCGUAAUGAGUUGCCUUCGGAUCUGUUUAGAGUGUCUCUGUUUUACACACUGCCGGAAACUGGUGGCAAAUCCGUCAAGAACGUCGUGUUGAAAUUUCAGAGCGUAGGGAAAUUCAUCAAUGUAUAUGGUACGUUGGAGAACGGUUCGUCGGUGAAGAGGGCUAGUACGCAUUGGGUGAAACUAAACGAGGAUCAAUUGGUUCCGUUUCUAAACGUUGUAUGGGCCGACUGUGGGGAAGAUGUAUUGAUGUUCGAUACAUCUCCGGAGAAAGAGGUGUUUGCAUUCUGGAGGAUCGUGAAGGAUAAUCUCGCGUUGCCUUUGUUGAUCGAUUUGUGCGAGGAAUCCGGUUUGGAACUGCCCCCUUGCUUUAUCCGACUACCGACCGAUCUGAAACUGAAAAUCUUGGAGUCUUUAUCGGGCGCUGAGUUAGCUAAAGUGAGCUGUGUGAGCUCCGAGUUGAGGUAUUUAGCUUCGAGCGAUGAUUUGUGGAAAUCGAAGUGUGUGGAGGUAUUUGGCGAUGAGAGAAACGAGGCACGUUUGAGUUGGAAAAGGGUGUUUGCUAUGGCUUGGGCAAGGCGGAAGAGUAUUGUAGCUGCUCCUAGGAGGAGAGGGUUUCCGAAUCCAUGGAUGGUGCCGCGGGUCCCACGAAUGAUUGGCGAGGAAUUUGGGGAUGUUUUAUUACAACCUAGGAUUCUCCAUGCUUAUGAUCCGAGGAGGCGGAAUUUUCCUAAUUUAGGUGUUCGUGGUGGUGGUAGGUUCGUCUAGGUAUGGUGUUUUUUCAAGGUGUUGUAAUUUUACUGUUUUGAAUUAUGUUCAUUUGCUUGUUUUCGGACUUCCAAAUUUUCCGUUAAUAUGUUCUCGAUGUUCUGUUUUUUGUAAUUCAGUUGCUGGGAAAAAUAGAAAGAAUUUGUUUUUUUUUAA
Molecule: messenger RNA, 1592 nt
Organism: Erythranthe guttata (spotted monkey flower)
Lineage: Eukaryota; Viridiplantae; Streptophyta; Magnoliopsida; Lamiales; Phrymaceae
Product: F-box protein SKIP22
Molecular function (GO): protein binding
Source: RefSeq, a predicted model, not a curated record